This is a messenger RNA of Cricetulus griseus (Chinese hamster), 1261 nucleotides long. The record is from RefSeq and is a predicted model, not a curated record. NCBI's taxonomy places the organism in Eukaryota, Metazoa, Chordata, Mammalia, Rodentia, Cricetidae.
CUAUAUGCAGAGUGUUUUCCUUCUGUCCAGCCAUUCUUCUCCGGGGUUCUCCUCUACAUCCUCCCCGGUCCUCUUGCGAGCCUCUCCAGCUCGCUGUGCCCCGCUGUUUUAGGUGUACCUCGCUCCACGCUGCAGGGACCUGGCCAGGGCAGGCCCAGGGGGAGCAACGCGUCCGUCUGCCCCCGCCAGCUGGAGAGUUGGACGAAGACUGGAUCCUGCCGCUUGGAAGGCUGAGUUGUCCAUCUAACUGAGCUCAGAGAGGUCAGGAAAGGUUACCAUGCCUAGAGCAUACACAGACAUAACAAGCUCCUAUUACUGGUGAACUGGAAAGUCAUGCUCCUUGGAAAAAAGACUACAGUCAGAACACUGUCCCAGAUAAAGAACAACAGGCGACCCAAGGAAAAGAUAAUCAAGUAUUACUGAGGUGAGGUGUUCUGUAUGGAUAGCUGCUGGAAGCCCAUCGCCAUAGCCAGCUCUUCAACACUUAAGCAUUUACCUGGGCAUUAAGUAAUGAAAAUUUUGAAACCAUAUAUGAGGAAUAAAUCCAUCUCGUGCUACUUGUGUUUUCUUCUGAACAGUCAUUUUUUAACUGAGGCUGGCAUUCAUGUCUUCAUUUUGGGCUGUGUCAGUGUGGGUCUCCCUAAAACAGAAGCCAACUGGAAAGAUGUGAUAAGUGAUCUAAAAUACAUUGAGUCUCUUAUCCAAUCUAUUCAUAUUGAUGCUACUUUAUACACUGACAGUGACUUUCAUCCCAGUUGCAAAGUUACUGCAAUGAAUUGCUUUCUGCUGGAAUUACGAGUUAUUUUACACGAGUACAGUAAUGAGCGUCUAAGUGAAACAGUAAGAAACGUGAUCUUCCUAGCAAACAGCAGUCUGUCUUCUAACAAGAAUAUAACAGAAUAUGGCUGCAAGGAGUGUGAGGAACUGGAGGAGAAAGACAUCAAGGAAUUUUUGCAGAGUUUUAUACGGAUUGUACAAAUGUUCAUCAACACUUCUUGACUGCGGUUGAUCCUCUUCUGGGUUUCUGUUAUUCGCACACCUCUGCUGUGCGGAGGCAGCACAGUUCUGUGUGUUUGAGAUCUGCUGGGAAAACAAAGCUGCCUAAGUGGAAGCCCAUGAGCCUCUUGGAUCAGAUGAACUCUCAGAGAUGACGGGAUAAAAGGAGCUCUUCUCAGAUUGGUUUUUAAUUUAUUACUGCACUUGUACAUAUUUGUAAUAUAACAGAAGAUGUGGAAUAAAGUUGUUUAUAUGUUUUAUCGAA